AUGGCGACACACAGUCCCAGAAGCAGUUCCCCACGGGCCAGUGAGACGACGCCGCUCCUGGCUGUUGGAGAGAUCUCAACGGCUGCCGAUCCAGCCUCGGCAUGUGCGAUCGCCAGGAUCGCCGAAGAAACUGGACAGGCCCCCGCGUCAGACCCAAAUCAUGACCCAAUCAACUCGGCGCGCAAUGAUCCGGAAGGAGACACGCAAGGAGAUCAGGACGAGACCAUCCCCAAGGCCCAGGUCUUUUGGCUUUGUGUUGCCCGGACACUCGAACCGAUUGCUUUCUUCUCCAUCUUCCCCUACAUCAACGAGUUCGUGCGCCGCAGCGGUGACGUUCCCGUCGCUCAGGUCGGCUUCUACAGCGGCCUGAUCGAGUCUAACUUCUCGCUGGUCCAGGCUAUCGUUAUGGUCUUCUGGGCGCGCUUGUCAGACCGAAUCGGCCGAAAGCCAGUCCUUUUAGCUUCCAUGGUCGGCGUCACCGUGUCGACUUCCAUGUUUGGUUUUGCUCAAACCAUCACACAAAUGAUCUUGCUUCGAAUGCUUGCUGGUGUAUUCUCGGGUACACUAGUCACCAUCAGGACUUGUCUGGCCGAGUUGAGCACGCCAGGGACGCAAGCUAGAAUCUUCAGCUGGUUUGCCUUCUCCGGUAACUUGGGCAUCUUUCUGGGACCUCUUAUCGGUGGCAUAUUGGCAGACCCUGUCGGCCAGUAUGGGGGCUUAUUUGAAAGGGUCCCCUUCUUCUCCCAGUACCCAUAUGCGCUAUCCAGUCUUGCUAUUGGUGCCACCAGCGCCGUUUCUACAAUUGUGUGCAUGUUCAAGGUUAAGGAGACCAAAGGAGCAAGCAAGGUGACAUCCUCCGGUACGCAGUCUGCAACCCAGCAUUCCAUGUCGAUUCGGGAGCUUCUGCGCCAGCCUGGGGUCCUCAUCGUGCAGUAUGUCGGGGCUCAUCUCUCACUGCUGGCAUUUGCAUACACAGCCAUCUGCCCACUAUGGUGGUGGACUCCCGUCAAGCUUGGUGGCUUUGGCUUCACCUCCUUUCAGAUAUCAUGCAUGAUGGCGCUCAACGGGAUCACGCAGGCUAUAUGGCUUAUCUUUGCCUUCCCUCCCCUACACCGCCGUCUGGGGACCAACGGCGUCAUGAGAAUGUGCGGCGCCGUCUACCCUCUGUUCUUUGCCAUCUCCCCUGUAGCCAACUAUUUGCUACGGGCCGGAUACACGAGCCUUUUUUGGUCUUUUUACCCGCCGGCACUGAUGAUUGGGUGCGGCGUUGCCUUGUCCUUUACUGCCAGCCAGCUUGCCGUCAACGAAGUCAACCCCGGCCCCACGGCGCUGGCGACUAUCAACGCCAUGCAAUUGAUGACCUCUAGCAUAGUUCGUGCCUUCACGCCUGCAGCGGCCAAUAGCCUGUUUGCCAUUGGGGCCGAGACGCAAUUCCUGAACGGCUACGCGAUCUGGCUGCUUAUGGCCUUGCUAGCAGCAGGAUUUGGUAUUGCUACGAGGUUUUUGCCGGACUACGAGGCCUUGCGUCUGCAGAGGCUCAAGCGUGAAGCCGAAGCGGGAGGCGCUGCUGUACCUUCUUGA
This is a messenger RNA of Pyricularia pennisetigena, 1581 nucleotides long. RefSeq lists its product as uncharacterized. The record is from RefSeq and is a predicted model, not a curated record. The coding region runs from base 1 to 1581 and encodes 526 amino acids. Lineage: Eukaryota; Fungi; Ascomycota; Sordariomycetes; Magnaporthales; Pyriculariaceae. Gene Ontology annotation, biological process: transmembrane transport. The transcript has a single exon. Gene Ontology annotation, molecular function: transmembrane transporter activity.